CUUCAGUGCUCAAGUAUUUUCGAGCAACGAGAAUCAGGGAUACGCGAAUUCUCUCUACGAAUUGGCUCUCAUAUCGGGCUUGAAGCGCGGUCCAAUCGUGCAGCCACCGCACGCGAGAGUGCCGCGGGUCGAUUAAUAUCGGACCACCUGGUCAAAUCGCAUUCGGAUCGGACGAAAAAAAGGAAAGGAAAAAAAGUCUGUCAUUUUGGAAGCGCGCGCCGGGGGCAUUUCACACAAUCGCGUCCUGCUGGGAAUUCCCACGAAUUUCAGAGAUCGUGUCGCCGUGGAAAAUUAAUCGGGCGCGAGUGUGUGACAGCUUGAUCGGCGAAAGUGGCUAUUCUUCGAAAAAGUUUCUCGGAUCCGGUGAGUAAUCGACAGUGGAACCGGAAGUGUCAAGCUUGCAGUCGCAGCCGAAGGAAGUGAAAAGGUUCUGUGCGUCAACGGACAAAUCGACGCGCACGCCUACGUGGAAGCAGGGCAGAACGUUAAAUGAAUGUUGUUACGGUGGGCGCUGGCGGUCACGACGGGAAAAUCGAGGGGACACGGCAGGAUCGCUCUCUCUCGAUUUAAAUUCAUAGAUGUGCGAGCGAACGGACCUACAAUGGUGGCUCGGCUCCCGCAACAAGUUCUGCUGCUACUCGUACUCGUUACUGGAGCAUCCACGGGAGAGACUGAAGAUCCGCGGUGGAGCACGUACAGCGCUCGAAAAACUAGUCGAUCCUCGUUGCCACGAUCCUGGCCAUCUUCGAGUUUGGAGCACGCCGCGAGAGAGACUAGACCCUCGAAUGGCAAGCUCCCAGAAACUAGCUCUUGGAGCGUAGAGAGAUCAAGCCCUGGAACUCGAUCGGAUCUGAGUUUCCUAGGAACUGUGGUCGAGAGGUCCGAAGAAGACGAGGACGGGAGGAGGAUGGAGUCGCUGGGGAGCAAUGACACCAAGGACGCAAGGAUCACAAGCCAUAACCCGUCCAUCUCCUCCAGGAGCAGCGAAACGAACCAGACGGAUCCGUCCAAUCGGAUUUCCAUCGAGUCAUCGUCCUCGGAAUCGACGUCGAUUGGCUAUCACCUCGUCAGAACGUCGCCGACUUCUAGAAGCUCCUAUGACAUAAUGCCAACGCCCGAGACACAACUAUCAUUUGAGACGCUCGUACGCGGAAACUUGGAAAAUACGACGUCGAUGACGACGUAUACGAAAAACUUCGCCAUACCGCGACGCCACAUGAGACACGUCCCGGAUCUCUGUGAGAAGUUUCAGAUUGGAGACCCGAUAAAGAGGGAAUUUUAUAGUCCGAAUUAUCCUGAGUCAUAUCCGAAUUCGACCAACUGUGUACGAGUUUUGGAAGCUGACAAAGGUAUGCUACUGAAGCUCGACUUUCGAGAUGAGUUUAAGCUUGAAGACAGCCCGGAUUGCCGUUUCGAUUUCCUCGAGGUACGUGACGGUCAGUACGGUUACUCUAAUCUCCUCGGCAACUUCUGCGGCACGAAUUUUCCUCCCGAGAUCACAUCGAAGACGCGAUACCUCUGGCUGCGAUUCCAUAGCGACGAAAAUAUCGAAGGCAAGGGAUUUAAAGCUGUGUGGAGCACAAUACCGAGACCGACCUAUCCGGGCAUACCACCGGAACAAGAACCAUGCAUAUUUAACGUAACGGGUACGCAGAUGAUAAUUCACAGCGACUUGGUCAAAGACAGGAAGGCUCAAGCCGAGAAAGAGGGGUUGCCGUUGGAUUGCAUGUGGAUCAUUCAAGUGAAAGAGGGAUGGAAGAUUCAACUGCUUCUAGACGUUUUCGUCCUGAAGCAUCCAAACGAAUGCGAAGCCAACUUUGUAGACAUAUUCGCAGAAAAAACGGACAUAUCCUCAAGGGCGAAGCAAUUCUGCGGUAGUAUCGCCGACACCAUUAUCGUUGGGAAGAAUGUCGCCCACUUGAGGUUCUAUGCAGAGCCGAAAGCUCUCAACAGCACCUUCGAGGCGGUGGUAACUGCUGUCAGAGAUAAGGAGAAAUCAUGCAGGGACGACGAGUACGAUUGCGAGGACAUGACGUGCAUCGCUGCAGAAUUAGAGUGCAACGGCAAGUUUAACUGCCGCUUCAAGUGGGACGAAGAAGACGAAAAGUGCAAAAAGAAGACUUCACGGUUGAUCGAUUCGCACCACAUCGUCAUAAUCCUCGUUGUUUUCUCUCUAAUUAUGUUUGGCAUGAGCUUCGCCUUCGUCUUCAAUUGCGUUCGAAAGCUCAUCCGCGAUCACCGUAUUAUCCAGGAACAUAUAAGGCAAUCUAGAGAAAAUCGUUUGGACGAACUGGGUCGGAAGUCGACUCCGUGUCCAAUUUCGGUUUCCACAACGGAUCUGCAUGAUCAUGGCAGCGAGUCACCUAGUUUAGAAGUCUUGCCCAGCAAAGAAUUGAUGCCCCUUACCACCAUGAUACCUCAGGAAUAUACCAAAGACCUCGUCCUCGAGAUGACUUACAACGCUAGCGAUAUCAUCGAUAUUCACCAGAGUAAUAACGUGAGCAACGCCACGCAGGAACGUCUACAGGAGUCGAGCGAAGAGCCAGAGAUGCGCGAUAACUGCUGUCAAACCCGAGAAAGUCUUUUUGAGUCACGAAUGCCAGACGCGAUGGUACCGUAUGGCUUCACGACCUUCGGUGUGCGUGCUCCCAGUUCUCAGAACGGGACCAAUCAUCAUCAUCAUCAUUUUCAUCUUCAUCGUCAACAGUCACAACAAAGUCCGCAACAGUCUCAUCAGAGCGUCCAGUCCUCGCAAACGAGCUCGCAAUCGCCGCAACAGAGUUCCCAGCAACAAAAUAUCUCUCAAUGUUCCGGCUGUAGUCCGGCGUCCCGCGGACGAGACGGCAGUAUGGGCAUUUGUCCGAAGCAUAAUCCUAUACCAGCACCACCUGGCUGGUCUACACACGAGUCCAGUUAUCCACUUGCCGUGCCGCAAGCUGCCCAGUAUCCGGAACAGUUGGACUACCCAUCCUACCAGAAAUUUCAAAGUCCCAAGCCUAGCAGAGAGCCCAGCAGUGUCUAUCGACAAUCGCCCAAGUUUAUACGACAGGCUACCCUAGGUUCCGGCGAGAGAUACGGUAGUUCCAUAUAUGGAUCCGGCCAUGGCUCCAGCAAUACGACAUCUAGCACAUCACAGCACUCCUCCGGCAAUACACCUAUUAAACGUCAGCCUCAGCCAACGCUGGAUCCCAGGUAUCGGGCGGAAGCAGUGAUUGAGGUAGAUCAAAGACGGCCGUUCAGUAUAGAAAGUACGAAAAGCGCUCCAGACGUGAUCGCGACGCACUGACGCCGGGGUCCUGGGGA
Trachymyrmex cornetzi is the source of this 3303-nucleotide messenger RNA. RefSeq names its product Neuropilin and tolloid-like (gene Neto). Bases 494 to 3286 code for a protein of 930 amino acids. The record is from RefSeq and is a predicted model, not a curated record. NCBI's taxonomy places the organism in Eukaryota, Metazoa, Arthropoda, Insecta, Hymenoptera, Formicidae. Gene Ontology annotation, molecular function: protein binding. The transcript has 10 exons.